AUGGGAGGGGCUCCAAGUCGAGAGACUUUGUUGCGUAGCAUCAUGGUUGAGCCAACCGCUGCCCCACAGGUAGCGUCGAAACCGAGGUUGGUGCUUGUGCCCCUGAUCUCAGACUACUUUCCGAGCCCUAACUGUCCUAUCUUUCAGAAGUUUUUAGAGUUGCGCCGUGACCCAAAUGUUCUGUAUUACUAUCGGGACGCUUCUCUAACCUCGGUGUCUGAGCGUGUGGUCCCUGCCGGUGCAGGGACAGACAAGGAUCUCUACAGUUAUUACAUGAGUUUGGGUGAGCAGCGUCUCGUGGAGACUGACGAGGAUUUGGUCGAGUUGCAUCGUGCUGGCCGCAUAUUUUCCCCUGUACCAUGCGUCAUUGCCUUUACUUCCACUUCAUCCCAUGACAAACAAGGGGCUUCCUGCGAUUCAAAUUUCUCUGCUACUACGGCAGGGUUGGCAACUUCAGAAAAAAAAAAUUACUCUUCUAGUGAAACAAAGCCUGAUGAGGACCCUAAUAUGUUGAAGUCGACCACCACAACUUCCCUGUCCCCAGUUUCCCAGGCAAACACUAGAAAUACAACCUUGCUUCAUGAGGUUGAAAGCGAUCCUUGUGUAAUGGCAAACGACAAUGUGUACUUGCCUCGCUUCAAUAUUCAUGUCCGAAUUACUGGCUUUAUCGGUGAUACUCAAAUUUGCUCGCCAAGCAUGUCAUUUUCCAAUUCCAUUAGGUCCCCUAUGGAGAUGGGUCUUUUUCUUUCUAAAAGCUUGGGAGGGAACUAUCGUAUUAAUGUCACGCUUCUCGCCGCUUAUACCUACAUUUCUCAACUCAAGCAAAUUGGCAUCCUCAGCAGCUCAGACCUGUCCAUUUCAGACCAGCUAACUUGCUGCUCAAAACUUAGAGGAGAUGAGGUCUGCAAAGCAUUCUUGGAUGUGUCUAGUAAGAGGUGCCAGAACAAUGAUAUGUUGACUCAGCAACGGCCCUUACAAGUGGACUUCCUUGAUAACCUCUCCUAUAAGCCUACUAGUGGUGGUGCAUACAAUACGGAGUCCUAUUGCAGCAGCAGUGACGUCUUGGGGACAACGGUAGCGGACCUGACUUCGCCCUUUAGUACUUUUUCAAUUUUUGCUCGUCCAAUAAGGUUUUGUUUUCAUCGAACUGAUGUCCCCUCAAUGUGCUUCCUCCGCGAACUCCGUAUGCGUAUUGCUACCUGGCAGCUCCGACAGUGUGAUGGUAAACGGAUGUCGGGGGAUAAAUGCUUAGCGUCUGUGGUGAUGCCUGGCCCAUGUGGCACCGUGAGGAAUGCUCCCGGAGCGAAAAUGUGCUCGUUUCCGUUACCUCUGAGUAUCAUCUCCCCGGAGGUUAUCCACAGCACCAUCAAUGAUAGCCUGCUUGUAGUCAUGGUUAAUGCUAAGGACACUUGGAGAAUAUUCUUGUGGGCAGUUACUUACAUUGGCAAAUCUCUUAGCUUUUUAACAAACAAGAAUACCUUUAAAAUGCGGAAAGAGCUCUCGAAGCUCAACCUGACUACCAACACCGUGGACUAUCUCUACACAAGCACACAAAUGCCAAACAUAAACUCCUACCAACUCCCAGGGCUUGAGUCUGGGCCAAAGGAACUGGUGUGGAUCCCUCCUCAUGACACCUACCGUGUGGACAGCGAGGGGUCCCCGAUACUGGUGCCAGCGGGAACGGUGUUGCGCCUUGCAAAAUGCAUCUGGGAGGUGAGUAAUAAUGAGUUCGCAGAGGACCUGCUUUUGACCAUUUGCCGUAGGACGAAUAUGUCUCUACGCGAUGCUAAACCUGAGGACCCACAUUGGGUGCGCAAUCACGGCGACUCGUCCGACGAGCUCCCUGUGGGUCUCGCGCAGGGCUUCUUAAUCUGGAGGGAAGAGUGCGCUGGCCAGGUUGUAUACCAUGGCACAAAACCUAUCUUCCUGAAAAAAUGGUUGGAGUCCGGAUGCGACCCCGUUGCGGAGUAUAUAGCCUAUAUCUCCGCACUAACAUCUGAGAGGAAUGAUAAUCUGCACGUGAAGCCUUCCUGUGCGUCUACCAAGACUAUAUCGGUGAGUAAUUCUUUUUGUACGGAUCUGACUGAUAAAUCUAGUCAGCAGGGCUUCUCGUGUGAUUCCCUAUUGCUUGGGUCGCGAUCCAGCCUGUCCCAUAGCCUUAAUUACACCAACAAAGCUACCCACCAAGAACCUAUGACCUGGUUACCUCAUGCCUCCACUUCCCUUAAUCCCAAGACACCUCUCUUGGAGACUGAAGCACACACACACAGGCUUAGUACGGACAUGAACUUGGUGAGUGGUAUACCAAAUAAGGAGCGACCUCGUGGACUUUCCGAGAGCUCGUUAUCGUGUCAAUGCGAUACAAACAACGAUAGCACCGGUAGUUAUGAUAUGGCCUACUUGAGAAGCGGCUCCUUCUUGUCGCAAACCCAACAGUGCAGAUCAAGGACAUAUAUAUAUUCAUCUCCUCGUGGUGCCAUCGUAGAAGGAGCCGACCGAACCGUCUCCUCAGGGACUAUGGAAAUGAACAGCCGCAACCUAACCUUGCCCAUUCGAAUUUUGCCUAUUGCUCAUCGGAAUUCCAAAAGGCUUAAGUACAACAAGGCUAUUUUAGGUGGCCAGACCUCUUAUGGUUCCCCCAACAGUGAGGAUGCUCUCCUCAGGCAACAAGUAGGGGAACUUCGUUUUGAGGAGAGUGACGCCUUCUCAGCUUACUCUUCCCCAAGCGAACGCCUACUGAGGCUUAAUUAUUCCAGUGAACAGCCAUGUUCAUGUGACGGUACACUCCUAAAGAUAAACUCAUUUAAUAUUAAGGAUUUGCCCGAUAACUCGUGGAAAGAGGAAAGCCGCUCUCGGCACGGUGUGUGCUCAUCUCCUUCACUUGCAAAGAGCCCUUCAUUCUUAAGCUUCGAGCCCAUUGACCAUGGCUAUGAACCACAGAUGCAAGGUUUCACAGGAAGCAUGCUUGCCUCGACAACUAUGGGGGCAUCGAAAGGGAUAGAAGCAGAGAAGACACCUGUCGUUGGGCAUGAGAACUACAAUUGUGUUUCUCAACCGCUGCCCAUUGACCCUAUUUGUAUUCGCACCAAUGCCUCCUCAACUUCCACCCAUCACAUGGGUUUCCCUCCAAUAUCAUCGUGCUUGACGGAAAAACAGCAUUAUGUUUUCAGUAGCCCCAAUGACGGUCCUUCGGCUUAUGUCGCGAAAAGUUCCCUUGGCUUUGAACCCUUGAUGGCGGGUCUGGAACAACGAAAUAACCAUCCUAGCGACGUACCUGCCCUAAAUGAGCGCGAGACACGACUGUCAUGCUCGCACACUUCCACGAAUAACACUCAAAUCCUUUACACGAUUAACGACAAUAUUAAGAAAAAAGGAUCACGCCCAUCGCGGUCGAUGUUGGCUUCGACUACAUAUUUAACAGGAGAAGUGGCACAGACGACACAAGGGCUCACAUUUGAGCCUACAUUGUAUUCCAUUAGCUCUAAUACAAGAGUCACGAAGGAGCUGGAUGGCUCUGGGCAGACAGCUUUGUCUGUUGAGAGCAAAGACUCUUGUCUUCUUAAGACAGUGAACCACUUCAGUCGUAACCACUCAGGUGAGUGGCUUCAUGCGGUUCCGUCCAAAAACAACGCUGAAAAACCGACCGAGCUAGAUAUGAAGAAUUCUCUAUUACUGCCUAAUGCGCCUUGUCGGCAUGAGGACCACCCCCCUCAAGUGGAUAACACAUCACCAUCGUACAGUACGAAUUCGGCAAGUGAUGACAACUUUUCUAACUCAAAGGUUCUAAAAAAUAAGAGUGCGAACGGACUGUGUGUAAAUGGUGUCAAGAGUCUUACGAGACAUGGAGAGUACCGGUGGGACUGGAGAAGUGCCAUAGUGGCGAAGCCUUUACAAUAA
Messenger RNA from Phytomonas sp. EM1, 3897 nucleotides. Lineage: Eukaryota; Euglenozoa; Kinetoplastea; Trypanosomatida; Trypanosomatidae. The record is from the annotation of a GenBank genome assembly.